AUGUUGUCUUUUUGUUCCAGUGCCUAUAGUGCUUUAUUCGAUUUCCUCCAGUCAAAACCUCCAGACACCUACAAUGUGUCGACUCCAAAAGGAAAAGCCAAGAACUCACAGGAGCACAUGGUGGAGAAGGAAGAAGAAUUCGAGCUGAUUCAUCUAGACAAUCCCUCAGGAUCGCUGGCCCAGCAUCCUAAACAAGAUGUAUCUGGAGAUCUGAGGGAGAAAGAACAAGACCCAAAGAGGCUGAGGCUCAUCCUGGUGGGGAAAACCGGAAGUGGAAAAAGUGCAACAGGAAACAGCAUCCUUGGUCAGAAAGUGUUCCAGUCUCAGCUCAGUGCUAGACCAGUGACCAAGACCUUCUGGAUGGGGAGCCGAGACUGGGCUGGGAAGGAACUUGAGGUGAUUGACACUCCUGAUAUUUUGUCCCCUGGAGGUCCACAGGAAGUGGCAUGUAGGAGAUCCUGGGAAGCCAUCGUUUUCUCCUCCCCAGGGCCACACGCGGUGCUCCUGGUGAUAGAACUGGGCAGGUUCACAAAAGAGGACCAGUUGGUGGUCAGGCGCCUUCAGGAGGUCUUUGGAGUUGGAAUCCUGGCCUAUACCAUCCUGGUGUUCACCCGGAAGGAAGACCUGGGUGGUGGUUCUCUGGAUGAGUAUGUGAAAGAGACUGACAACCAGGAGCUUGCCCAGCUGGAUGUGUUUUGUGCCAGGCGCCACUGUGGCUUCAAUAAUAGGGCGGAGGGGGCAGAGCAGGAGGCCCAGCUGAAGGAGCUCAUGCACAAAAUCGAGGGGGUUCUGUGGGAAAAUGAAGGCCAUCAUUAUAGCAACAAGGCUUACCAAUACUCCCAGCAAAACCUUCUGCACACAGAAGUGCAAGGAAGGAAGAUCAUCCAGGGGCAAGGCUCUGGGGAAGGGCCCAGUGGGGAGUCCCAACUAGAGGAACUGCGCAGAAUUCAGAAGGCAUCUGAGGAAACUCACAAAUGUCUUCUGAAGUCAGCACCUAUCUAA
This is a messenger RNA of Pipistrellus nathusii (Nathusius's pipistrelle), 1002 nucleotides long. The record is from the annotation of a GenBank genome assembly. NCBI's taxonomy places the organism in Eukaryota, Metazoa, Chordata, Mammalia, Chiroptera, Vespertilionidae.